Cynara cardunculus var. scolymus (artichoke) is the source of this 1604-nucleotide messenger RNA. Its product is annotated as glyoxylate/hydroxypyruvate reductase HPR3. The transcript has 3 exons. Lineage: Eukaryota; Viridiplantae; Streptophyta; Magnoliopsida; Asterales; Asteraceae. Gene Ontology annotation, molecular function: hydroxypyruvate reductase [NAD(P)H] activity; glyoxylate reductase (NADPH) activity; NAD binding. The record is from RefSeq and is a predicted model, not a curated record. Gene Ontology annotation, cellular component: cytosol. Bases 190 to 1188 code for a protein of 332 amino acids.
AAAAUUGGUACAAAAGCGUCCAUCCACCAAAUAUAGCGCGACAGUUCCACCGCCGGCAACCACCGGCUACCGUCGUACUUCCAGGCUCCUGAAGAAACCGUCCUUUUCGCUGAAAGGUCGGAAUCUGUUUGUUGUUAAUUCUUUCAAGUUGCAUUCAAAAUCACUUGCGCAGAUCCACGUACUACAAACAUGGGAAAACAUGAUCCUUCACAAAAAGAAAAGAUAGCAGAUGACCUUCCAAGUGUCUUGCUUCUCAGGCAGCCUUUUGUUUUCAAAGUCUACGAGAGACAAUUUUCGGAGAAAUUCCGUUUUCUCAAACCAUGGGAAUCCUCUCUUCCUCUCCACCAAUUCCUUUCUACCCAUGCAGCUUCUGUACAAGCUGCCUUCUUUUCUGCUGGACGCCCCAUUACUACUGACAUAUUGCAGAACCUGCCUGAGCUUCGUUUUAUCAUGACCAGCAGUGCUGGUCUCGACCAUAUUGACCUCAAUGAGUGCAAACGGCGUGGAAUCAAAGUUGCUAAUGCUGGCUCAAUUUUCUCGGAGGAUGUUGCUGAUACAGCUGUGGGUUUGUUGAUUGAUGUGCUAAGAAGAGUUAGUGCCGCUAAUUGGUUUGUUAAGGCUGGGCUGUGGCAGCAGAAAGGAGAUUAUCCUCUCGGCCACAAGUUGGGUGGCAAGCGAGUUGGGGUUGUAGGAAUGGGAAGCAUUGGCCUUAAUGUUGCAAAGAAGCUUAAUACCUUUGGUUGCAUUAUCUCAUACAACUCCAGAAAGAAAAAACCGCACGUUACAUUCCCAUUCUAUCCCAAUAUUCAAGAACUCGCAGCAAACUGUGAGAUCAUCAUCAUCUGCUGUGCAUUAAUGGACCAAACCCGUCACAUGAUUGACAAAAAUGUCAUGAUGGCUUUAGGAAAGGAAGGAAUUAUUGUGAACGUGGCCCGAGGAGCAAUCAUCAAUGAGAAAGAAUUGGUGCAGUGCUUACUAAAAGGGGAGAUUGCUGGUGCUGGUUUGGAUGUUUUUGAAAACGAGCCCAAUGUCCCUGAAGAACUUUUUCAUUUAGAUAAUGUUGUUAUGACCCCUCAUAACGCAGUGAUGACAGAAGAAUCUAUGAACAAUCUUUAUGAAAUUGUGAUCGGGAAUUUGGAAGCUUUCUUCUCAAACAAACCUUUAAUAUUCGAGGUCGUGCAGGUGUGAAUGAGUCAACUCAUCAAAGCUUUUUGAUAUGGAUUCAGGACUCAGGAGAACACUUUGGCAGCAAAUUUCUGGAAAUCGAGUCGUGGUUUCAGAGAUGCAGCUCAGCCUUCAGGUACCGUGAUCUUGUAUAUGACAAAAAGCAAUAAUUAUUCACACAUAGGUUAUGAUAGAGAAGUACAAGUUUUUAGGAAACAACUUUUAUGUGGAGAAUGCUAGGAUACUCAUACACAAAAACAUCAGUUAUGGGUCUUUUAUGGUCAUUUGAGAUUUUUCAAACUGCAAACAUUGGGUUGGGUUGUUCAAAUGGCUUCAGCCCGAUCAACCCCAACCCAUGAACACCCCUACCGACAAAGUUAAGGUAUUUGUGGGUUUUAUUUAUAUGGUUUGGAAAAACUAAAGAUGCUAUUAUGGUUUCA